GCAACAUUAAGCUUGAGUUUGUUUCUGAGACCAGAAAUUAUUGAGAUCUAAACCGUGUUGCAGUAGAAUCUCGACAAAAGAUCGUAGAGAGUGAGCAAUAUAUAUAAAUGACAACGACAGGUCCGGCAAGGACAAGCUCACUAAUGGACGAUCUCUUGGGACUCCUUAGAAUCCGCGUCAAACGUGGCGUCAAUCUCGCCGUCCGUGACAUCAAUAGCAGUGAUCCUUACGUCGUUGUCAAAAUGGGCAAACAGAGAUUGAAGACUCGUGUCAUUAACAAAGACGUGAAUCCAGAAUGGAAUGAAGAUCUUACUCUCUCCGUCACAGACCCCAGCAUUACCGUCCUCUUGACGGUGUACGACUACGACGUGUUUAGCAAGGACGACAAGAUGGGUGAUGCAGAGUUCGAGAUAAAGCCCUAUAUUGACGCUUUAAGGAUGCAACUUGACGGACUUCCUAGUGGAACCAUUGUCACCACGGUUCAGCCAAGUCGUCGCAACUGUCUAGCCGAGGAGUCUAAAGUCACUUGGAUCGACGGUAAGCUCGUCCAGGAUCUCGUUCUCAGAUUAAGACACGUCGAAUGUGGAGAGGUCGAGGCUCAGCUUCAGUGGAUUGACCUCCCUGGCUCCAAGGGUCUAUGAAAACUUAUCUUUACUAAUUACCGUUACUUUUUGAGGUUUUUUUUCUUUCAAAUUGAAUUAAACCCCAAAAGCACAACAAGAGACAGAACCAUCUUGAUGGUAUAGUGAAUUACAAACGCCUAUUAGUCCAUGAGAAUAUAAGGAUCAAGUUGAGGAAAGUUUAGCUCUCAUAUGGUGAUCGAGUUGUGGUGGUGGAUAUUGUCUUAGGGCAUCAUUAUUAGAGGCAUCAUUAUUAGAGGGACUGGACUUUGUCCCUUAACUAAAGAUUUUUUAUUUUUUUGUUUUUUUUUGUUCAGUAGAAAGUAAAGACCAGCCUUUAAAUAAGGGCUU
Molecule: messenger RNA, 971 nt
Organism: Raphanus sativus (radish)
Lineage: Eukaryota; Viridiplantae; Streptophyta; Magnoliopsida; Brassicales; Brassicaceae
Product: protein C2-DOMAIN ABA-RELATED 4
Exons: 3
Coding region: 108-641 (177 amino acids)
Source: RefSeq, a predicted model, not a curated record